AUGGUUUCUUCUAUCUCUUACGUAAACUUAUCUCAAAAGAUUAUAGACUGUGAACUUCCAAGUUCAGAAACUUUAAAUAUAUUGUCAACAGGACAACAAAUAGAAAUUUUAAAACUAUGCUAUAACGGACAAAAAAAAUUACUUAAUCAACUGCUUGAAGAAAAAAAAUUAGAAAAUGCUGAUAUUGAAAUACCGAUUAUACAACUACCUAAAAGAAAUAAAACUCAAAUUACGCAAAAUUUGAAUAAUGAUGAAUUAGAAUUAUCAAUACAACAAAAUAUUAAAAAAAUUACUAACGCUAAUAAAGAAAAUAUGAGUAUUGAUUUUGAGAAGGAAUUUUGUGAAAAAGAUGAAGAUUGCAGUAGUUCUUCUUUUAGCACUUAUACUACUCCUACUCUUAACAACUAUGUAACUUUAGAUUCCAAUGAAUAUAUCGAUCCUACCCCUAGUGGUCAUAUUACUUCCACUCUCAAUAGCGACUGUGAAGAAGCAGAUGAAGAUUACAUGACCCAAACCUCUAAAACUGAUACAAAUUCCAAGAAACAUAAUCAAAGUCUAGAGAGCCCCUUACCCAAACGGAUCCGAAAAGAAGAUACUCAAUUACCAUUACAAUCAACUAGUAACAAUAGAUUACAAGAAAUACAAAAUGCAAAAAUUAGCAAUAAGGCUAG
This is a messenger RNA of Racocetra fulgida, 671 nucleotides long. The record is from the annotation of a GenBank genome assembly. NCBI's taxonomy places the organism in Eukaryota, Fungi, Glomeromycota, Glomeromycetes, Diversisporales, Gigasporaceae.